This is a messenger RNA of Synchytrium microbalum, 816 nucleotides long. RefSeq lists its product as uncharacterized. NCBI's taxonomy places the organism in Eukaryota, Fungi, Chytridiomycota, Chytridiomycetes, Synchytriales, Synchytriaceae. The coding region runs from base 1 to 816 and encodes 271 amino acids. The transcript has a single exon. The record is from RefSeq and is a predicted model, not a curated record.
AUGGCCUUAAACCAGGAAGAACAGCCCGUAAUAGACGACAACAUGACCCAAAUCGUAACAUUCAGCAUCCAAAAGAUUGUCCUAUAUUCAUCAUGCACGACAGCCCUUGGUGCAUCUCUCGGUGCCCUCUACGGAGAAAUCCGCGGUCUCUCCAAGUUAUCCUACGCGUUCAACAUGGGUGCAAACUGGACAUUAAUCGGUGUCCCCUUCUACACACUACGAGAAGCCAUCCUGCUCUAUCGCAAAGAGAUCAAGGCCCACAACGGCGAGUCCCCAUGGCAUAGACUAGGUCGUGAUGAAUUCAUAGCUAGCACGCUCGCGGGAAGCAUUGUCGGCAGUCGCUUGGGGUAUAUGUGGAGAGGAUACAUGGCAAUUCCUGCUGGAAUCAUCAUGUAUGGUGGCCUUGCCGGGCUGGGACAGAUGGGGAUUACGUCAUUUAGGAGGUGGAAGCAGGAUGUGGGGUAUGCGGACUGGAGGAGAUCGGUUGGGCUUGACCAUACCACGGAUUCAUCUGUGCGUGAUCGAUGGUGGAGACGGCAAGAGACGUUUUAUCGUAGCAAGGAAGAUGAUAAUAUUGUUAUGCCGCCAUCGUCGUACUCGUGGGAUCCAUUGAGAGAUGGAAUGGAUUGGGCGUCUGCUAAACUAAACCAGUAUGUCACGCUUCCUGCUUGGGCGUCGCCACUGGCGAAUGCUCUGGAUAUCGAGUAUCGCAAGAAGUUGAAUAUGCAGAUACAGGCUUUGGAAGCUCAGGUGUUUGUCUUGAGAAAGAGGGUGGAGGAAGCCAAACAAAAACAACAGCAGGCUAGUGCUAUAUAA